Molecule: messenger RNA, 917 nt
Organism: Exaiptasia diaphana
Lineage: Eukaryota; Metazoa; Cnidaria; Anthozoa; Actiniaria; Aiptasiidae
Exons: 1
Coding region: 4-771 (255 amino acids)
Source: RefSeq, a predicted model, not a curated record
GAUAUGCUGUCUUUUGAAGAUCAAAUAUUUAUAACACUUAUGAAAAUGAGACACAAUUACAACAAUCUCCAUUUAGCACAGCUUUAUAAUUGCAGCACUGCUACAAUUGCAAACAUUGUCAUCACAUUUCUCCAUGUAUUGAACCAGCUYUUGUACAAAGACAUCAUGGAAACACAGGUGCCAUCAAGAUUCAAGAAUAAGACUUCACUCCCUGGAUCAUUUAGUUUAUUUGGGAACUGCAGGAUGGUCAUYGAUUGCACUGACAUUGAAGUUGCGAYGCCUAGCCUAAUGAGURAUCAGAAACUGACUUAUUCAACGUAUCGUAGCAUGAACUCAUUUAAGACUAUUGUUGGUGUUGCACCUAAUGCAGUAGUGACUUAUGUUAGUAAGCUAUUUCCAGGAUCAGUAUCUGACAARGCAAUUGUACAAGAGUCAGGUAUACUCCAGCACUUUGUUGCUGGAGACUUAAUUCUUGCUGACAAAGGAUUUUUGAUCAAUGACAUUGUACCAAGAGGGGUUGAUGUCAACAUUCCACCAUUUCUUAACAAUGGAAAAUUUACAGAAAGUGAAGUGAAACUAACCAAGAGCAUUGCAAAAUGUCGCAUACAUGUUGAGCGUGCAAAUGCACGAUUGAAAGACUAUAAGAUUUUAAGUUUCAUUCCUCCUUACUUGAGGUGUUAUUCUGACAAGAUCUUUCAGCUAUGUGCUGCAUUGGUUAAUCUUCAGAAUCCUCUCAUCAAAGAAAUAAAUGGGACAAUUGACUUUGAUUAACUGAACACAUUAUAAAGUUUAAUGUAUACAGAAAAUACAUGUGAAUAUAAAUGUUAACAAUGACACCAAAAUAUAUCUAUUUUCAUAAAAAUGCUGUAAAACAUGUUCAACACAAAUCUUUGAUAAUAUUACAUUCACGUUCACAU